UAGUGUUCGUGUAGCAGGCGACUUACAAUCAGCUGACUGUGUAAACAAAUGCUAGUUUUCGCUUUUAGUAUUUACAAAGAAACUAGAAAAUUUUAGAAACUCUUUUCUGGAAGAUUUAUCUGAAGUCAGAAUCGUAUAUUUGAAAUAACGCAUAUUCAAUAAAACCAAUGUAGUUUGAAAUAUUUUGGUUUGAUUACCUUGGUCGGAUCUUUAAUAAGGGGGCGUAAGAUGUGCUCUACUCUGAGCAAACCAGAGUCGCGCUUGGCGGUAGUUACAUUUUUUGCAAGAACACAUCCCGGGGAUGUAUGCGGCACCAACGGAUUACCACUUACACCAAACUCCAUUGCAAUAUUAGGGCGAGCUCAACGUUUAAAGGAGUUGAGAAAUCCUCAUUUGUGCCAAUACUUAGAUUUCGUACGUGGUAAGCACGAACGCACAAUUGUAGUUUCGGAAUACUUUGGCACGACAUUAAAGGAAAAAUCUCGAGGUUCCCUAACCGAUACGUUGGUAUCCCGUAUAUUUUAUCAGAUUGUUUCCGCGCUUAGAGAACUUACACUGCAUAAUUUAGUCAUACAUAACUUGGAACCAAAAAAUAUACUGCUUGAUGAGCGCGAUAAUGUAAAACUGUUCAAUUACGGGUUAUACCAUAUGACCAAAUGUGGAGACUAUGUUCCUUUUCCUAUUGGCAAUGUACGGUACAUGUCACCAGAACGCCUACUGGGUUCCAAGAACAAUAUAAAAAGCGACAUUUGGUCUUUGGGUAUAAUAUUGGCCGAACUUUUGCUGCAAACCUCGUUUUGGCCGAAUAUGAAAAUAUCGAAUAUUACACGAAAAAUACUUUCAUUCUCCCAAGAAAAUAACGUGUUUGAAAAGAUUGCUCGUGAACACAAUGUUCUAGAAAGAUAUGAGCAAAUACAAGUCGAACUACGCUCCCUGGUCGAAAGUUGCCUGUGUGUACCACCAACAAAACGCCCACUGCCUAAUACUCUCUUUUUACAUGAGUUUUUUUCCAAGAAUAUUAAAGCUUACGCAUAUAUUGCACCUUCGAAAUCCCCCAUUUUCUUGCUUCGAUGUCCGCUUGAACAGAUAUAUUAUUGGUGGCAAUUAGCUGGAGGUGACGUACAAUCUGAAUUGAAGAAGGAAGGCCUGAUUCGUAGCGAGGCGCCAAUAUUGGCAAUACCGCAGUUAGUGUGCCUGAAUGGCAUAACGAUAGGACCCAAACGAAGCCAAUCUUAUCUUAUGGAUGAUCGUGUGGUGCCACUAAAAUUGAACAAUCUCUUUGACAAACUUUGCAACCUGCCGGCGAUGGCAUAUUUUCCACUGAUACAUUCACCAAAAUUCGCAUACAAUUUUGGUGCCGACAUGGAGCAAUUACCUUUGGUAAUACGAGAAAAAGAUAUUGAAUAUCAAUUUUAUCGUGUUCGACUUUUUUCACGAUUGUUAAAGGGUUAUCCUCACACAAGCGAAAUGAUACGCAAAGAAGCUGCUGCAGAUAUACCUCCUCACUUGCGCGGCCAAAUUUGGGCUUGCUUGCUUGAUGUAAUACCAAAUGGCAGUUAUGGAAAAAUCGACAAAUUUACAUCAACUUCGACUGAUCGUCAAAUUGAAGUUGACAUACCACGCUGUCAUCAAUAUGACGAAUUAUUAUCUUCGCCUGAGGGUCAUUGUAAGCUAAAGCGACUUUUAAAAGCGUGGGUAACUGCUCAUCCGCAUUACGUGUAUUGGCAAGGUUUAGAUUCACUGACGGCACCGUUUUUAUAUCUGAACUUCAAUAAUGAAGAACUGGCCUUCCUGAGCCUCUACAAAUUCAUACCAAAAUAUUUACAGUGGUUUUUCCUUAAAGACAAUUCAGCGAUUAUCAAGGAGUAUCUAAGCAAAUUUUCACAACUCACCGCAUUCCAUGAACCUCUUUUGGCCACACAUUUAGCAAGCAUAAAUUUUAUACCAGAACUAUUUGCAAUCCCUUGGUUUCUCACUAUGUUUUCGCACGUUUUCCCCCUACACAAGAUAUUGCAUCUGUGGGACAAGCUUAUGCUGGGCGAUAGUUCGUAUCCUCUCUUUAUCGGCAUCGCUAUAUUGAAACAGUUAAAAAAUACUCUUCUCAGUUCUGGAUUCAACGAAUGCAUUUUACUUUUUUCCGAUUUGCCCGACGUAGUUAUGGAGAAUUGCGUUCUAGAGUCGCAAAAAAUGUAUGAGUGUACACCAAAAAGUGUUUCCCAUCGCUUUCAUGUAUUAAGAGAAGAACCUCUCACUGAAUUCGAUAUUACACCUGACGUAACCUUAAAGCAUUUACAAGCUGAGAUGUGCCCGCGUAUAAGCGCAAAUGAUUUUACUCAUCUUUUACAUCAUGCACCCACAUAUAUGCUUGCUCUGGAUUUGCGUAGCGCUGUUGAGUUCGCACAUGUACACGUGCCUCACAGCAUAAAUGUACCCUUUUUGGGAUUACAACUAUCGGAGCCAUGCCUGGAAGUUCUAGGCGUACAACAAUCGGAGGAAAUGUUACAGGGUCGUAUUGUGAUAUGUAUUAGCAACAAACACGAAAAUGCCGUUCAACUUUCGAAGUUUUUGGUGGAAUGUGGGAUACCACGCGUUUGCAUUUUGCAUAAAGGAUUCAAUGUUCUACACACUAUAGAGCCAAAUAUACUAAUUUCGAAUUAAUCCCCCAAAAAAAUCUUGAUACUUAUUUAUAGGUCGUACCUGACAAGUAGAUACACAAAAGUAAAUCAUUAUGGUUUGUAUAGCACAAACGAUUCUAAAUAUAUUUCUAUGGACAUAAGUAAUGACCGCCUAAGUCGAAAAACCUGAAUGUGAGGAACAACAUUUU
Messenger RNA from Rhagoletis zephyria (snowberry fruit fly), 2824 nucleotides. RefSeq names its product TBC domain-containing protein kinase-like protein. Gene Ontology annotation, biological process: protein phosphorylation; activation of GTPase activity. Gene Ontology annotation, molecular function: GTPase activator activity; protein serine/threonine kinase activity; ATP binding. The record is from RefSeq and is a predicted model, not a curated record. Gene Ontology annotation, cellular component: cytoplasm. Lineage: Eukaryota; Metazoa; Arthropoda; Insecta; Diptera; Tephritidae.